AUGGCGGACGACGGCGCGUCACCCCGCGAGCUGGUCGUCGAGGCCUGCCGCCGCGACCAGCCACAUCUGAUCGAACAGGUACUGGAGGGCAUGAGCGACAAGUCAAACGAGGAGGUAGCCGAGUUCUUCAAUGGCGUGACCGACGCGCUGGGAAACCACGCCCUGCACAUCUGCGCAAUGUACGGAAGCUACGACACGAUGGACGCCCUCUUCGACAUCCAGUACUUCGAAUGCGACCCCUUUACCCGCCUGGACAGAGAUACCCCGCUGCACACCGCCGUGCGCUUCGCCAACGAAAAGGACCCCGAGUGCGGCCUCGAGAUGAUCAAGAUGAUGUGCGAGGCGGGUUGUGACCCGCGUGUGCGCAACAAGCAUAACCAGAAGCCCAUCGAGCUGGUCUACAAUAACCCCGAGAUCAAGUCGACGCUGCAGCAGGCGGAAUACAUCCUAGCCGAGGGGCUGCGGGACGGUGGUGACAAUGGGUCGAUGCAUGAUAGUGCCAGUGAUAGCGAGUAG
This is a messenger RNA of Aspergillus clavatus NRRL 1, 516 nucleotides long. RefSeq names its product ankyrin repeat-containing protein ANK1. Lineage: Eukaryota; Fungi; Ascomycota; Eurotiomycetes; Eurotiales; Aspergillaceae. The transcript is spliced from 3 exons. Gene Ontology annotation, molecular function: protein binding. The coding region runs from base 1 to 516 and encodes 171 amino acids. The record is from RefSeq and is a predicted model, not a curated record.